Messenger RNA from Cucurbita pepo subsp. pepo (vegetable marrow), 1159 nucleotides. It is a transcript of the gene PAHX, whose product is annotated as phytanoyl-CoA dioxygenase (PhyH) family protein. NCBI's taxonomy places the organism in Eukaryota, Viridiplantae, Streptophyta, Magnoliopsida, Cucurbitales, Cucurbitaceae. Gene Ontology annotation, molecular function: phytanoyl-CoA dioxygenase activity. The record is from RefSeq and is a predicted model, not a curated record.
AUUUCAAUCAUUGCACGUAGGGUAUUUAGAAUUGAGAAUACGCAUUGGAAGCUGUUUGGUAAGACCGCCAUGGGAAUUGUUGGUGAUCUCAGCUCGGAUCAACUCCAGUUCUUCGACUCACAUGGUUAUCUUGUGGUUGAAUCAUUCGCCAGUCCUGAUGAAAUUGAUGCCAUGAGAAAGAGAAUGGAGCAGUUGCUCGAUGAAUUUGACUGCUCCACUUCCUCUGUUUUCUCUACUGUAAAUCAGCAGCAGUUGACCGACGAUUAUUUCUUCGAAAGCGCUGAGAAUAUUUCCUUCUUUUUUGAGGAAAAAGCAUUUCAAGAGGAUGGAGACUUGAAACAAGCGAAGGAACUCUCAAUUAACAAAGUUGGUCAUGCAUUACAUGAGAUUGACCCAGUUUUCAAAAGCUUCUCCAGCUCUAAGAAGGUUUCAGGUUUAUUGUUGUCCUUGGGGUACAAGAAGCCGAUAGUCAUUCAGUCUAUGUACAUAUUUAAGCAACCAGGCAUUGGAGGUGAAGUUGUGCCUCACCAGGAUAACUCAUUUCUUUACACCGAACCAACUACAUGCACAGGGCUAUGGCUAGCACUUGAAGAUGCAAAUACAACGAACGGCUGUCUUUGGGCUAUUCCUGGAUCACAUAAAAAUGGACUUGUUAGAAGAUUUCUUAGAGGCGACAACGGGGUGUACUUUGAUCAGCCUUCUCCUGCUUACGAACAUAAAGAUUUCGUGCCUAUUGAAGUGAGAGCUGGAUCAUUGGUUGUUAUUCAUGGAGACCUUAUUCAUCAAAGCUUUGAGAAUCACUCUCCAAAAUCAAGACAUGCGUAUAGCCUACACGUGGUUGAUACAGAAGGUUGUGUAUGGGCUCCAGAUAAUUGGAUUAGAAGAAAAGUGCAGCCAGAGCCUCUUUAUGAAUCUUGAUUGAAUCUGGUUUGUUUCUUCACAAAGUUUACACCUGAUUGUUCAUAUGACAUAUGGGGUGACACAGUUGUUAUAAUGCAAUAAAUAGACGUGCUAAAGUUUCAUUAACUCAACUCUGUAAUCUUUGUAGCUUUUAAGAUAUUCCUCACAAUUGCUAAGGCUUAGGUUGUAUAACCAUCUUUAUCCUGUCUUGGAUGUAUUUGAUUUAGUUGUUUAUUUCAUACUGAUUAAGUUUCCUUUA